CUUAGCGUGGAAUAAAAACAAAUGUUUUUGUUUUCAAUUUGAAAUUGCCUUAACAAAUAUGUUGACGGAGGACGCAGAGGCUGCCUUUAAACGCCACGAGGGCAUUGUAACCCAGGUGAAACAGGCCUACGAAGAAACUAUUGAAAAAAUCUUUGGAGACUUAAGCCCCUCUGAUUUGGAAGCAUGUGCAGCCAUUUAUGAGGAGCACGAGGAUUCAGCUUUGGAUACCGAAGAUAUCAUAAAUCGCACUCGAUGUCUUAUGACGAAGGCAGUUCUCAAACUGAAUGGAUGUUUCUUUGACAGCAAUGAUGUUGGAAAUAAGCUAACCAGUUUGGAGAUGCUCAAGGAACAUUUUGCUCAAUAUGAGGGCAAAGAUUGGCACUGGAAUUUUAACACUACCGCCCCCGAAGAGCUCACUCGUCCGUUGCGCAUGCGCUAUAUGGAUUUCAGCCUUAAUUUUAUGGAGCAACAACUGGAGUCUCAGGAAAAAGAGCUCGAGAUUGCUAUGGCCAAAAGCAAGGCUAAUCGUGAGCGUAUACACAAAGUACAGGACGAACGACUGAAACUGAGUGCCCAACUAGAGCAGCAAUUAUCUCAGUAUCAGGAAAUCAAACCGGAAAUAAUCAAGCUGGAACAGACAAUAAAUGAUUCGUAUUUGACAACGGAGAAUUCCAUAAAUAAAUAAAAUGAUAUGCUGUAUUUUGUGUUAAAUUUAA
This is a messenger RNA of Drosophila takahashii, 716 nucleotides long. RefSeq names its product Nnf1a (gene Nnf1a). Lineage: Eukaryota; Metazoa; Arthropoda; Insecta; Diptera; Drosophilidae. The record is from RefSeq and is a predicted model, not a curated record.